Messenger RNA from Girardinichthys multiradiatus, 1440 nucleotides. RefSeq names its product HAUS augmin-like complex, subunit 4 (gene haus4). Lineage: Eukaryota; Metazoa; Chordata; Actinopteri; Cyprinodontiformes; Goodeidae. Gene Ontology annotation, biological process: spindle assembly; centrosome cycle. The record is from RefSeq and is a predicted model, not a curated record. Bases 149 to 1258 code for a protein of 369 amino acids. Gene Ontology annotation, molecular function: microtubule minus-end binding. Gene Ontology annotation, cellular component: HAUS complex. The transcript has 9 exons.
AGAAAGACUUGAUGUAGGCGCGCGCAACUUGAUUCAGGAAGCACUCGUUUUUUUGGCGUCGCCUUUUUUAUUUGAUUUGUCGUGGGUGAAAGACAGAACAAACUCUUUUAGGUCAGUUGGAACACAGAGGAGAAACAUCUAGCUGAAAAUGUCCGCUGGCCUCGAGACAGCGAACAUCUUAGUGCUCGGGAAGGGGGACAAUUUGCAUCAACAGGUUCUCGCCUCCUUCCCACUGUGUGACGUGACAGAGGAAGACUUGACCCAGAAUCCGCUGUUCAGUAAACUCCUGGCCACUCUGACCCAACAUGUGGACAAAACCGGACUCACUGUCCCGCUUAAAACGGAGCUGGACAAGGCUGAGCAGAAACUGCAGAGCCAGAAGCGCAAGUGGCUCCGCUCUGAGAGCCUCCACAGAGGGUUGCAGGAGAUGAUCCAAGAGCACUGUGUCAGAAAGCACAACAACGAAGUUCCUCCUGAUCAGAACAUGUUCUAUGAAACAAUGGAGAGGUGUCUGUGUGUGACUCAGUGUGUCAGACAGCUGGAUCCUAGCAGCACUACUAGCCAGGACCAGCCACUGAUACUUGGCCUAACGCCCCAACAAGUGACCCAGCUCCUGCCAUCAGAAAAGAAUGUGCAACGAAUGAGGCAGGCUCUUCCCAGACAGCUGGAGAAACAUCUAAAAGACAAGUGUCUGAGCCUCCUCUCUUACUAUCAGCCCGAAUGGGAGAAUGAGAGUGAGGGUCUGAAGACCAACAAGCUGUCGCAUCUGUCCACCCUGCUGGACAAAGAGAAGAAAGGAACCGAGCUCCUGAAGGAGAUCUGUCGAGAAAACACAGUUCUUUUGCGAAGACAAACCCAGCUCUACCUCUCUGAGCUGAUUAAAUGCAUCCAGCUCCUCCAGACGCUCAUCUUGGAUCACAAACUGAAGAUCCAGACAGACCUGGACAGGAAGAAAUUGGUUUACUUUGAAGGCAAAUGUGAACUAGUCCUGCAGAAGAUCAAAACUGAGAUGGUGGAAGUUCAGCUGGACACCUACUCUCCUGACACAGUUUCUGCUCACCGAAAAAUAAGGGAGAGGCUGGAGUGUGAACUGAAGGCUUGUAAAGCUGAGAAGCAGGCUGUGGAGUUAAAGCUGUCAUCCUUUGGGAUCUUGGGCAAAGCGUUUGAGGCCCUGGCUGAGGAGUACUCCAGAUUACGGCAGGAGAUAGACAUGAAGAACUGGGCUCUGAAAGAACUGACCCAGUACGAUGAAAAGUAGCUCACCUCUGAUAUGGAACCGGCUGUCAGAAUUCCCUUUUUCUCUUUCUGCCAAACGGUUGUGAUACAAAAUGUUGCGGACAUUUGGUCAAAGGAACUGUACCCCAUUGAGUUGUAUUGCUGAGCGCUUGCAUUAAACCAUCUUACUUCAGAUCUUAUAAUAAAUUCUCAAAUAAAUAAGAA